Molecule: messenger RNA, 5982 nt
Organism: Pezoporus flaviventris
Lineage: Eukaryota; Metazoa; Chordata; Aves; Psittaciformes; Psittacidae
Gene: UBN1
Product: ubinuclein 1
Exons: 17
Coding region: 326-3727 (1133 amino acids)
Cellular component (GO): nucleus
Source: RefSeq, a predicted model, not a curated record
GUCGUGCUCACGGGGCUGGGGAUUAUCCCCGUCUGGGCCAGUCGAUUCCUCCCGCAGCCGUUCGGAACGGAGCGCUGGGGCGGGCAGGAACAGCCCCGCGGGGGCUACCCCGGGGCCAGCGCUGACUCUUUCUCUCUACCGGUUGCGGCAAGCGGGGCCUCUGUUGUUUCCCAAGAAAACUUGAGAAUUAAAUGGCUCGUUCCACUUCUGAUGUCCUCCGUUACCUGUAACCAGCCGGUGACAUCUGUACUUGUGCGGCUGGGGCAGAGCUCCUCUGGUGCAAUGGGAACUAUGCCCUGAGGAGUGGUAAGAGUUGGCCAUAGCCAUGACAGAGCCCCACAGGGUUUCGUUCACCACUCUCCAUGGUCCACUGAGCAGCACCUUCCUGAAGAGGUCUCGGAAGGAUGAUGCGGAGCAGCCCCAGGACGUGGAGCCGGCUGCCACUGCCGUUCGGAUCACACUCACCCUCUUUGAGCCAGACCACAAACGUUGUCCUGAAUUUUUCUACCCGGAUCUUCUGAAGAGCUGUCGAGGGAAAAUAAAAGGUGGUUCUUCGGGAGACAAGAAGAAAGACCUGGCUGAUCCCUUUAAUGAUGACGAAAAGGAAAGGCAUAAAGUAGAGGCUCUGGCAAGGAAGUUUGAAGAAAAAUAUGGUGGCAAGAGACGCAGGAAGGACCGGAUUCAGGACUUGAUUGACAUGGGGUACGGAUAUGAUGAAUCCGACUCCUUCAUCGAUAACUCUGAAGCGUACGAUGAGCUUGUUCCAGCUUCGCUUACUACAAAGUAUGGAGGGUUUUACAUCAACUCAGGAACGCUGCAGUUUCGCCAAGCAUCUGAAUCUGAAGAUGACUAUGUUAAAGAGAAGAAGAAGAAGUGUCCCAAGAAGCGGAAGUUGAAAGACGGAGGUGAAAAAAUGAAGAAGAAAAAGAAAGAUGAUUCUUACGACAAGGAAAAGAAAUCCAAGAAAUCCAAGUUUCCCAAAGCUGGCUUUACGGCAUUAAAUGCUAGUAAGGAGAAGAAGAAAAAGAAAUACUCUGGAGCUCUUAGUGUCAAGGAGAUGCUGAAGAGGUUUCAGAAGGAGAAGGAUGCUCAGAAGAAAAAAGAUGAAGAGCAGAAAGUGGUGACUCCUUUACCAGCAGAACCCCCAGCCCCAAGGGAGGCAGAGGCGAUGGCCGACCCUUUGCUCUCACUCUUUGGCCAUGCCAGUGACAAUGACCUGCUUCAGGCAGCGACUGCUAUGGACUCCUUAACUGACCUCGACCUGGAGCGGCUCCUCAGUGAGUCCCCAGAAGGGAGCCCCUGUCCUGACGUGGAGGAUGGGAGCAAUCCUGCAGGGAUGGGUUUGGAGCAGGAUUUCAAGCAGCCACCCUCUCUCCCAGAUGGCCUCCCAGCCCCUUUGGAGAAACGCAUCAAAGAACUGGCUCAGGCUGCCAGAGCUGCUGAGGGAGAAGGCAGACAGAGAUUCUUCACUCAGGACAUCAACAACAUCAUAUUGGACAUCGAGCUGCAGACCCGGGAGCUGAACAGCCAGAUCCGGUCAGGGGUUUAUGCCCACCUGGCUGCUUUCUUCCCCUGCAGCAAGGACACUCUGGUCAAGCGCGCCCGUAAGCUUUACCUCUAUGAGCAGGGUGGUCGGUUGAAGGAACCUCUGCAGAAGCUAAAGGAAGCCAUUGGAAGGGCCAUGCCAGAGCAGAUGGCAAAGUACCAGGAGGAAUGCCAAGCCCAUACUCAGGCCAAGUUUGCCAAAAUGCUGGAAGAAGAAAAGGACAAAGAGCAGCGAGACCGAGUUUGUUCUGAUGAUGAAGAGGAUGAAGAAAAGGGAGGAAAGCGUGCUGCAGGACCACGAAAGAGGUUUCAAUGGAAUGAUGAAAUCAGGGAGCUGCUUUGCCACUUGGUGAAGAUUAAGUUGGAUGGUUAUGACCUUGACAAGAAUAAGGCUCAGUCUCUAGAGGAUUAUGUGAAGACCUUCCUAGAUGGAGAGGUGAAGCCCCUUUGGCCAAAAGGCUGGAUGCAGGCCAGGACACUGUUUAAGGAGAGCAGGCGUGUACAUGGACACCUCACAUCAGUCCUGUCGAAGAAGAAAGUUAUAGCUUCUACUAAAGUGAAAGUGAAGGAAUCUUCCUGCAAACCAGAUAAAAAGAUGUCACUUUCUGUUCCUUUGAUGCACUCAAGCAACACCUUAGCUCUGUCUUCAGAGCCCCAGGGGGGAGCUUCGGGCAUCAGUGCCCAAACCAGAGAACUUUUGUCCCUUGGGACAGCCCAGGCAGCCAGCAGCACUGGCACUCCCGCUACCUUCAUGGAUGACUCCUUGGAUGAGGACUUAAUUCAUAAUCCCACUUCCUCGCUUGAAGCAGUCUCUAAGGAACUGGCUGUGCUGAACAGCAGAGCAGGAGGGAGUCCUGACUUUACUCUUCCUGGGGCUCUAAAAGCUCCACCAGAAAAGAUCCCAUCCUCAGAGGAGAAGAGGACGUUUUCAAAGUCCAACCCUUCCCCUACAUCAUCCUCUGGUUCCCUUCAGUCUCCUCUAAACUUCCUGGCUGAGCAGGCCCUGGCAUUGGGCCAGUCUUCUCAAGACAAAAAGACAGAGAACUCUAAUUACAAAGAGCUCUCCUGCCAAGCCUCCCCCAGCAAAAUCCUUCCUGAUGCACACCAGGCUAAACAGAAACACCACAGUCUGGUCCGGCCAGGCCACGGCCCUCAGACUUCUGCGCCAGUGCCGGCUUCUCAGGUGAAGGUCUUUCACUCAGGCAGCCAGGUACAGAAAACAUUCACCUCCCCAGCUCCAUUUGUCAAACUGCAGAAUCCCAAGUCCUCCUCCCCACUGCCCCAGCGCUCUCUCCUCCAACAGGUCAAGUCAUCAACCAAAGCUCAGAGCUUCCAUUCCUCUGCAUCACCAGGCAGCACCCAAAACUCAAGCAACUCCCACAAGAGCCCAGGUUCAUCAUCAUCACCUCUCAGCUACACAGGAAAGCACUCAAGUGGCUCUAGCUCGUCAGGACAAUCUUACAAAUCACCUUUCGUUUCUGGUUCUCUCUCCAAGCAUGGAGCUUCUUCUAGCAGCUCCUCAUCUGGAGCUUCUGCAAACCAGGGCUGCUCCUCUGGGAGCUUGCUGCACAGCGUGCAGACACCCUCCUCGGGCCAGGCGUCCAGCCGCCCGUCCUCAAGCUCCUCGGUGAAGAAGACACCUGUUUCACAGAAGCUGACUCUGGUGGCACCUCCGGGAGGUUCAAACGGAGAUUCUAGUGGGGGCACUCAAGGGGUGGCCAAGUUGCUGACCUCCUCCCUCAAGCCAGCUGUCGUUAGCAGCACCGCAUCUUCUACCUCUGUGCCGAAAGGAACUAGUGGAGCUGUGCUGCUAACAAGUUCUUCCUCCUUAAGUGUACUGGCUCCAUCCUACAAGUCCAGCAAUCCAAAGCUGCCAGCUGCCCUGAGCUCCACGCCGUUAGGUAUUAUCUCUCCUAUUCAUUCCUUCCCUCUUCAUGUCAUCUCCUUCAGUUCAGACUCCUCCCCAAAAGCAGGAGUAUCAAAAGAUGCAAUAGUUACAGGACCUGCUCCAGGAACUUUUCACCAUGGCCUUGGCCACAGUCUUCUAGCUGGCUUGCACUCCAGCCCCCACCAUGCCGCGCCACUCCCACACUCUGCCCUGUCCACUCAUAUACCGCAGAGCUUGCCAGAUGCUUCUCAGCUUCAUGGCAAAGGGUCCAAUGCUCAGCAGCGCAAAUUGUGAUGUCUGCAAGGAGCAUAGGAUACAGCAUGCAUAGGAUAAAGCCAAGAGGAACAGAUCAUGGACUUUAAAUACCGGCUGUGUCUUUGGGUUUUUUCCCUCCUUUCUUUUUCCCUUCAUGACAACUGGAGACUGAACCACAAUGAAGAGCUUGUUGGUGUGUUGGCUCAGAGGCACUCAGAGCUAAGCCCCACACAAUGGCCACCUUGCACCAUGCCCUAAUGAGAGAUGCAUUUUGUAGCACUGUUUUAUUGCUGCUGCCCUUCAUGCAUUCCCUGGCACUGGCAGGAGCUGGAACUCGCAGGGAGACGCGGGUGGCUCAGCUUCUUGCAGGGGAUUCUCACCCACCUCUGUCUGUACCUGCCAAGUACCUCCAAGUCCAGUUACCUCCUUGGUCUCCCAGUGGAGGGUAUGGAAAGUGCUUCUUUCUUCUGAUUUGGAUUUACUUGGAUAAUUCUAGCACUGCCAGUGCUUUCUGAAGACGUUUGAGGAACUGUUCAAUUGUACUAUAAAACACUGCUACAGUUCAAUGGAGAACUUACAUUUCUUGUGUGGUGAAUCUAACAAACCACCUGAUGUUCAUGGAAGACUCUUUAGAGAGACAUUUUUAGAUGCAGUCAUUGACUCUGAGAAUUCUCCUUUUGGGUUUUGGAUUUUUUUCCUCCAAAGGAAUGCUUUUUUCCUGCUUAGUUCUAUCCUCAUUACCAUCGAAUGCAUUGGAUUGAUUCGGACACUUCUCAGCAUGUCACGUGUAUAGGAAGACAUAAUUCCAGUGCCUUUUAUGGUGGAGCAAGAAUGGACUAGCGACACACAUUUCAGCCCUAUUUUGUGUGCUCCUUAACCCUUUUUUAAUCAUUCUGUAUUUAAAAUGUAUUCUGUUUAUUUAAUAGAGCUUUUUAUGGUUGCACAUCAAAAAAAGAAAAAAAAAAAAACCAAGCUGCACUGUCUGGACUUCAGUGGUGUCCUGGUGCCUGUGAACACAGCACCAAACUCAGCAAGAGCACCAGUUUGUAGCUGAGGACGUGCAGGUGGGUUCCAGACCCUCCCUUAAAGCCAUUCUUUCCUAGGGUCGCCAGUUAGGAUAUCUUUGGUGGGCAGAGGGAAUGAUCUAUAUUAACCAAGGUCAAGUGAAUUCCAGAGAAUAAUACUGCUUUCCUUAAUGACUUCUGCACUAGGAUCAUGUGCUUGUUGCAGCUGCAGGAAUGGGACCUUCUAGAAUUGGGGGGUAUAUUGUCUUGUGAAUUUGUAACUUUCAGACCUGAAUACUUCUCCUUAGCACCCUUUCAGUCAGUGCACUAAGGGCAGGCUGUGGAUCCAGCGGAGCAAUGUGGGGUUUGAUUUUCUGCUCUCCUCCCAGUUUCCCUUUGCUCAGCCUCCCCAACCCCCAGCCACAUCUGAAUCGUGCAGUAGUAGUGCUGAUCCACAUGGACUUCACUGGUAUUUCAAGCAAAAGGUUGCAGCCUUCCUUUGGGAGCUUUGGGAAGGAUGCUGACAUGGAGUAUACCAGCAGAUCUUUAGUUUUCCCUGGUUUUGACUGUUUUCAGUUUGAGCUGAUAGAUAAUUCCCCAAGAUCAGUAAAUAGAAUAAGCAGCUCAGAUUUAAAAUCUGUUUACAGAAAAUACCUAGGUUGUAGCAAAAGAGCCAAAGACAGAACUAGAUAAUAAAACUAAGCACAGCAGUUAUUGAUGGACUCUGAGCAGUGGAUGUCGCAUGAUUCUUGCUGAAGGCCUGAUCCUGCUUCCCCUGGUAGCUGACAGAGUGCUCAGAUACCUACAGGAUAGGGACCCUCAGCAAGUGACUUGAGGUACUGGUUCUACUCCUCUUUGCUUUCACUUGACUGCUUCUGCUGGGAAGCACCAUGUGCGUGGCUAGAGCAGAAUGCCCUCCUUCUAGGAAUUUAGCGAAGCCUCUUGCCUCAGGGAAAUGUUUCUUUGGUGGAAUUUCUGUGGGAUAUUUUUUCUUUACAUGCUAUAAUGAAUGAGUGAAUGGGAUGGAGCAGAGUCAUGGCAAGGCAGAACUGUGCAGAGGCCCAGCAGUGGAUGGGAGCCAGGAUUCUGGCAUCUCUGCCUUGAGAGGCAACUUGCAAUGCUCCCGUGGCAUGUGCUUCAGACAGCAGCUCCUUUUGGGUGUAAGAGCUGCAGGUUACUAUGGUAUUUUUUAGUGUGUCGGGGACUGUCUUGCUGAAGAUGGUGGGGGUGGUAUGCAAACUGUUCAUCUUGUACAGAACAACUGAAUAAAUUGUUUCAAAGUUUCCAAAA